AGACCAGCCGCCGCGCCGGCGCCUCGCCCGCCGGGUCAGCGCGGCCAGGCCUUGCCGCCGGCCCCGCUCCCAGGGUGCACCGCGGCGAGCGCUCGGGUGGGAGCGAGCGAGAUGGGCCGGGCGGGCAGCGCCCACUGACCUCCCUCGGCGGCCCGGCCCGGGCAGCGCCUGAGCCCAGCCAGCCCCGCCCGCCGUGCCCCGCCCAUGGGCAGCCGGCUCCCGCCGCCGCCCGCCGGGAAGACCCAACCGAGCGGGACAGCCGCCUGAAGGAGCGCGACGGCGGCGCCCGCAGGUCCCUGGAUGUCAGCAUGGCAGCCACAAACCUGGAGAACCAGUUGCACAGCGCACAGAAGAACCUCCUGUUCCUUCAGCGGGAGCACGCCAGCACGCUCAAGGGGCUGCAUGCUGAGAUCAGGCGGCUGCAGCAGCACUGCACAGAUUUAACAUAUGAGCUGACACUCAAAAGUUCCGAACAGACAGGAGACGGGACUUCUAGAAGCAGCGAAUUAAAGAAAAGAUGUGAAGAACUGGAAGUCCAGCUGAAAAUGAAAGAGAAGGAAAAUGCUGAGUUGUUGAAAGAACUGGAGCAGAAAAACGCGAUGAUCACGGUUCUGGAGAACACCAUCAAGGAGCGGGAGAAGAAGUACCUGGAGGAGCUGAAGGCCAAGAGCCACAAGCUGACCCUGCUGUCCAGCGAGCUGGAGCAGCGUGCUGGCACCAUCGCCUACCUGACCUCCCAGCUGCAUGCCGCCAAGAAGAAGCUCAUGAGCUCCAGCGGGACCUCAGAUGCCAGCCCGUCAGGGAGCCCCGUACUGGCCAGCUACAAGCCAGCGCCCCCCAAAGACAAGCUGCCCGAAACACCUCGCCGCCGCAUGAAAAAGAGCCUCUCGGCCCCCUUGCACCCAGAAUUUGAAGAGGUCUACAGAUUCGGGGCAGAGAGCAGGAAACUCCUUUUGCGGGAACCAGUGGAUGCUAUGCCUGACCCCACCCCAUUUCUGCUGGCCAGGGAGUCUGCCGAGGUCCACCUCAUCAAAGAGAGGCCCCUCGUCAUCCCCCCCAUCGCCUCCGACCGAAGCAGCGAGCAGCACAGCCCGGCCCGCGAGAAGCCACAUAAGGCCCACGUCGGGGUGGCGCAUCGGAUCCACCACGCCGCCCCGCCGCAGGCCCAGGCUGAGGUGGAGACGCUGGCGGUCGACCAGGUGAACGGAAGCAAGGUGGUAAGGAAGCACUCGGGGACGGACAGAACUGUGUGAAGCCCACCAGGCCCACCCCACGCUGUCCAUGCACUGUGAGCACUUCCAGGAAGUCUCAGCCACACCUUUUGUCUCAUUCCCAUGCAUGCCAAACUCUUCACCCUGCCGAUCAAUUCUCCUUCUGCUCCUCUUGCCCUCUUCUUGACACCAAAAUAUGACCGUGCCCCUGCUGCAGAAUAUGUAUUUCCUAACUGCUGUGGCCAAACGCCUGUGUGCCGAAUAGCUUGCUCCUCAUCUCGCUCCGUGUAACCUAAGUGCGCUGCGGACAAAGCUCAGGCCACAGCUGCCUCACGCCAGAUAGUCACAUGCCUCAUUCAUUCUCAAGUCAGAACAACAGACCAACCUUGACGUUAUCCCUGGGCUCCAGGGCAGCCUGGCCGAGCAGCCCCUGCUCCCUCCUGGAGACCCCUGUCACCUCCUGACCAACCUUUCCCAGGGCGGCACCGAUCACUGAGCACCUGUGUGUGUCUCAAGGGACUAAAUAAGAUGACGCUACUCCUCACAGCACCACAGCCUGAACGUGUGUUCAUAUUUUUUUGUUAGUUUUAUCCAAAAUAUUUAAGAUCCCAACAAACUUUAUUUUCUAAACCUGC
Cebus imitator (Panamanian white-faced capuchin) is the source of this 1846-nucleotide messenger RNA. RefSeq names its product coiled-coil domain containing 92 (gene CCDC92). NCBI's taxonomy places the organism in Eukaryota, Metazoa, Chordata, Mammalia, Primates, Cebidae. The record is from RefSeq and is a predicted model, not a curated record. Gene Ontology annotation, cellular component: centriole. Bases 309 to 1253 code for a protein of 314 amino acids. The transcript has 4 exons.